AUGAACCGAAUGCCCCCUCCCGAUGGGCCCCAUGUGCCAACGAGUGUGCAUGGUGUCUAUGACCAUGGAUGGCGCGGUUCAUCAUACCCCCAACACCCGCCCUUCGAUAGCCAUCUGCAAGAUACGCGUCGGCAACCCACCACCCAGACUUCUUUGGCCCCGGGAUAUCCCAUUAAUCGUGAGCUUCCGCAACUUCCUCUGGAUGGCCACUUUGCCCGCCAAGGUAGUCUACCGGGGCCUCCAGAGCACAACCAACACAGCCAACAUCCCGGCUUCCGGCCGUCUAUCAACGGAUCACCUCACGAUGCUUCUCCGCACUCUGCUCCCCCAGAAGUCUACCGAUCUCGUUUGUCAUAUCCCCCAGCCGAACAACCGACUGUUAGCGAAUCUAUCCCACCGCCUGUCUCUCUUCCGCAAACGACCCAAUUUAUGACCCCUACCCCCGCUAUGACGAAUGGCGCACCGGCCUAUGAUGCAGGCUACUAUCAGAAUCCUGCCUUUGGAGCGCGUCAGCGCAAGGCAGCAAGAGCACAACAAGCAUGUGAUCAAUGUCGAGCGAGGAAAGCCAAGUGUGAUGAAGGACGACCAGCUUGCAGCCACUGCAAGGAAAAUAACCUGAUCUGCGUGUACAAAGAAGUGCCGCCUCAUAAGCAAGAAAAGACGGCUCAGCUGAUCAUGGAGCGAAUAUUGGAGUUGGAAGAGAAAUUGAUGGAACGUCUAGACAAGCAUAGCGAAGUCCUUCAACGCUUGACAUCUGAGGAGGAUCUAGAAACGAAACCGAAGUCUAAAUCCGAACCACAGCCUCAGUCGCAAUCUCAAUCGCAGAUUCAGUCCAAGUUGAACUACCAAUCGCCUGUCGCCGCACCAAUCUCGCAUGUGCCGCUUGCCGAGUCAAAGUCUCCCGCCAUACGCGAAGCCCCUCUGGCAGAUCAGAAAAGUCCAUAUUAUGGACAGGCUCCGAACCCAGCAGCCACGAUCGAUCCCAAUUUUGACGACCCCAAGAAUGAGAACGAAGGAGAACUUUCGAUCCCUGUGGAACAUACCACCGCCGCGCACAAGCUUUUGAUGUGGCCCUCGAUCAAAAAGCUCUUGGUCGAUGAAUAUGAUGAAGAUUACGUCAUGCGACUGGAGGAAGAACGUGGCCUUAUUAAUCCAUUUGGACAGGGAGAAGUUUCAGAGAGCGCCGAUGGCUCUCAACUGAUGUCUCCGCCUAUGCCUCUUGGGGCGAAAAGAAUGAAUGGAACUGCUAAUUAUAAGGCAGAGCCCGAGUCAUCAUUAUUGAACCCAUCACCAGACGCUGGUCUUCAGAUCGACAAUGAUGGCUGGGUCGCUCUGGAUAAAACAAAAGUCUCCCAAUACUAUAAUAGUUACAUUGCCUUCAUGCAUAAGCUCCACCCGUUCCUCAACCAGAUCGAAUUAAUGGGGUGGAUGAAGAUGUUCAUGAGGAAGCAUUGCUUGAAACCUUCAUCGGAAUCAUCACCAACUUUAUGUCGUGAAGACAUGCGACCUACGAAGCGCAAGCGCUCCAACGAUUACCAGGGUCACCAACCUGGAUAUGUGGAUUCUGCGUGCGCCUCAUUUGAAAAGCCGCCCCGCCAACCACUGAACCCAAGGAUGACACAGACUUCAAGUUUCGAAGAAAGGUUGAAUUUCAGCGAAGAGGUGGUGGAGGAUGAGGUCUUUCGAGAGCCAGUUGGACAUAAUAUCGAGUCCGCUAUAGUUCUUCUAGUUCUUGCAGUGGGUGCAAUCUGCCAGACCCCGUCUCCACUCCCAGGCCCUCUCAUGCAGCCAGAGGCACUUGACUACAUGAACCAAUAUAUUCCUCGACCUUUUGAACCUUUACCGCCUAGAAAAACGCCAACUAAUGUCACUUCUGCAAACGGGGUGCUCUCCCCAGCCAAUUCCGACUCAGGUCCGAGAUCAUUCUAUAACAACACUCGAACCCCAAUCCCGUCUUUUACGGCAAUACCCCCAGCAGAGACUCCUGGCCAGGCCCUUCGAAGGCAAGAUUUGGCCAAAGCCCAAGAAGCGUUGGCAAGGCGCCGAACGUGGGGCGGUACCAAAAACCUUGAAGCUAUUCCAGGCCUAGCGCUCUAUGGUUAUGCCACACGGAUUCUGGGCGAGCUUCAGGGAGGUGUCACCUUGCACAAUGUACAGGCAGGCUUGCUUGCCGGAUUGUAUGCCGGCCAAUUGGCACACCCUUUCCAGAGCCAUAGUUGGAUCUGUCAAGCGGCACGGGCAUGUGCAGUGCUUGUUCGACAGAAGCUGUACGAGCGAAUGGCAGAUGAAUUUCCUUUGGAUCUUUACCACUUUGCCUAUUGGACCUGUCUUCAACUAGAGAGUGACCUUCUGGCCGAGCUUGAUAUCCCAGCUAGUGGAAUUUCACGAUCAGAGGUCCGAAUGGAAAUUCCCAAGGGAUUGUGGACGAUCAGUCUGCCGGACGACCUCCAAGAACCCAACACGAUGAUGAUGAUGUUCUACUCAGCUCAAAUCCACCUUCGGAAGGUUCUCAACCGUGUCCAUACCGAUUUGUACAAAGUCGAGAAGCAAGGAGAAGCGCGAUGGUCGUCUAGUGUACAGGAAGCCUUGAGCUUGAACUUGGAGGCAUGGCGCAAAAGCCUCCCCGACACCAUGCAAUGGUCCGACAAUGACCCACCCUCUACUGAUAUUAACGCGGCCCGCAUGCGAGCCAAAUACUACGGUGCUCGGUACAUCAUUCAUCGACCGCUGCUAUACUACGCGCUGCACUAUGGCCAAGGCGGCGCUGAAAUAGUUAAGCAGCCUUCCGCAGUCUCGCCAUCGAGCUCAGCAACAGCCUCCCAGCCACAGAACGUCUCUCCCUCAAUACCACACACCAACCACCGCGCCACGAAUAUGACACGGGGAUUGAGUGACAUGAGCACGCCAACCGACAAUUCUUCCUCAUUUCCCAAUGGCUGGACACCACCAACCGUUCACCCACGAAAAUUCAACAAGAAAUUCCGCGUCGCCUGCCAGACUUGCGUAAAUUCCGCACGACUGAGUACUGUGGCAUUCGAUAAUAUAACCCCCGAGCGACUUGUUGUGACUAACAUUUUCGGCACGGCUCAUGCACAAUUUGGAAAUAUGCUCGUUCUCUCCGCAACGUUUAUGUCCAGCUUGAAAUCUCUCGUGGACCCAGCAGACCUUCAAGCACUCCUCAAUCGGACAAUCAACUUCUUGUUGCGCAACAAGAAUAUCUCUCCCACUCUCCGGGCCGAUGCCAAGAUCCUUACUCAAAUUUACCUGAGGAUCUUUAAAGAACAACCAUUGAUCGAUCCAAUCUUACGUUGA
This is a messenger RNA of Penicillium taxi, 3312 nucleotides long. RefSeq lists its product as uncharacterized. The transcript has 4 exons. NCBI's taxonomy places the organism in Eukaryota, Fungi, Ascomycota, Eurotiomycetes, Eurotiales, Aspergillaceae. Gene Ontology annotation, biological process: regulation of DNA-templated transcription. The coding region runs from base 1 to 3312 and encodes 1103 amino acids. Gene Ontology annotation, molecular function: zinc ion binding; DNA-binding transcription factor activity, RNA polymerase II-specific. The record is from RefSeq and is a predicted model, not a curated record.